AUGAUUCUGAGUUGUAGUGAACUAUUUAUUAUCGUCGACUGGCUGACGUGCGGCCGCCGUUUCAAAUCCAUUCUGAGCUCUAUCGCGACGGCGCAGAGUCGAGAUCGCAUGGUGCGACCCGUUCCACCUCCACGGUAUUACGUCAAUGGAACACGGCACGUUAACCGAACGCUCCGUGUCCGGGUUUGUCGCGCCCGAUCCGAAAGAUUCGCGCCCCCAAUCCGUCUUCGGCGGAUUCCCGACGCGUAUCUACCCCUUGUGCACGGCGCGGGCUAUAUCGGCGGCCGAGCGGAGCGGAGCGAACCGGUCGGCGGCGGCCUCUCACUUCGCAACUACGUAUACCGUUGCGCCGACUCGCUUUGUAGGAUGGUCCUGGAAGAGAAGGCCACCGAAAAGACAAUGGGUCGCGGGCAGGGGCGGCAUCAGCGGACGAAUCUAUCGGGCUCGGGCGGCUGUUCGCCGAGUGCCGAAGUGUUCCGCCGCGACGCGCUCUUUAUACCCGACGGUCGGCGCGGCGGAGAAAGCCGCCCCCCCCCCCCCCCCGCGCGCCGCCUGCCGCCCCCCUCGCCCGCCGAGCGGCCGGGUUUUUUCCUCAUCACUUCCAUAAUCGCGCACGGCGCAUACAAAAUAUCGAUCCCGGCCGCCACCAAUGGACCUUCGUGCGAGGCCACCUUUCAUUUUAGCAUCAACAGUAAUGCUGAAAUGGAGGGCCCACAGGGUUCGUUCGAGUGCGUGCGCAGCGGGGGCGCGCGUAGGCUCGAGUCGUGCGGGCCGCUGCCUCGUCGGAUGCGCGUCCAGGCCAACGACGACUCCUACGAGGCGACCAAGCACCGCAUGGCGCGCACCGUCGCCGCCGAGCAGAGCAAAUGCACCCGCGUGAUAAAACCCAACCAGACGGACAUCGGGCGCCGGGUCAAAAUGCGCCUCUCGCACCCCACGUACUCGAAUAUGUCCGCGGCGGCGCAGAUAGCGGAGAGGGCGGAGCGGGCCGAGAAGGAGCGGCUGGAGCGCGCCGAGCGGGAUCGAGCCGAGCGAGCGGAGAGGGAGCGGGUUGAGCGAGCCGAGAGGGAGCGGGUAGAGCGAGCGGAGAGGGAGCGAGUGGAGCGGGCUGAAAGGGAGCGCGCCGAGCGAGCGGAAAGGGAGCGCGUGGAGAGAGCGGAGAGGGAACGUGUGGAGAGAGCAGAAAGAGAGAGAAUAGAGCGCGCGGAACGGGAGCGGGUGGAGCGACCCGACAGGCCCGAGCGGCCGGAGAGGGCGGUGCCGCGGGGCGCCCCUCCGCCUCACCAGCGUCCGCCGCCCGCCGCGGACGUAUCGCGCCGCUCCAUCAACGAAAGACUUAUACAACUGCUAGCGCUGAAGCCCUUCAAGAAGCCCGAGCUGUACACCAGACUCAACAGCGAGGGCAUCAAGGAGAAGGACCGCGCCGAGGUGAACAAGAUACUGCCGAAGAUCGGCUCCCUGAAGGACAACUGCUACCACCUGCGCCGGCACAUAUGGAACGACGUCAACGAGGACUGGCCGUUCUACACCGAGGAGGAGAAGCGGAUGCUCAAAAGGCGGAAACCUCAGAACCUGACGCCGCCGCUGAGCAGCGACUCGGCGAACUCUCUGUCGCCGCGCGCCUCGCCCGGCGGCGGGGGAGGGGGCGGCGGCGGCAAGAGGGCGCCCCCCGGCGGCGAGGACGCGCCCGCCGCGAAGAAAAAGCGCAUCUCCCACUACCGCCGCCCCUCGCCACCCUCCUCCGGCUACGCGACCACCUCGUCGGGCGAGCGGCACGCGUCCGACAACGAGGACGAGCGGACCAACGUUAAAAAAGAUAACGGCUAUACGCUCAACUUCAACACUGUCAAGGAUCUCUGCCCCAGUCCUGUAAAAGCUAACGGUUUUAGAAGUAGUCCGCCCGUAGAGCAAACCAUUGUCACAGAAAAAGACAUCACAAAUACCGAACAAAUAGAAAACACAGAUCUAACGUCUGUACCUGAUGAGAACAUGACUGACUUGGUAGAUAUUGAGAGGCAGUACCCGGCGAUCGCGAGCUCGAGCGUGCGGCGCGCCUACAAGCAGGAGUUCACGGAGCUGUACACCGAGUACCGGGACCUGUACGGGCGCGUCGCCCAGGUGGCCGCGCUCUUCACGCAGCUCGAGCAGCAGCUGCGCCGAGCCGAGCCCACCUCGCCGCAGCGCCGGACGAUAGAGCAACGCAUCGUGGAGGAGUAUCAGCGCGUUCGCAACAACACCGCCUACCAACGCGAGAGGCGGCGUGUCAACUAUCUCCACCGGAAACUGAACCACAUCAAGCGGAUGGUGCACCAAUACGACCAGCUGGGAACAGCACUGCCCGAAAAAGGGCCCCAGUCCGACAUGUCGGACAAGGGUGAUUCCCCCACCCGACACCGCAAGCGCGAGAAGCGCACACCGGCGGUCGUGGAUCGACAGCUCGCCGCGCGAAAUUUGUUCACCGGUGAGCAACCGACGCCGCUACCGCCGAUCAGACCAAAAGCGCCAUCACCACCACCGGCAGCCACUACCAUUGAACACCUCCCCAGCGCACCGGACUACGAGCCCACGCCUGGGAAAGCGCCCGCGGUGACCACGCGGAUAUUCGGCGGCCCGGCAUAUGAACAUGCCGGGACCUCGAAUCCACUUCCUCCGCGACCCGCGAAGACGCUACGCCAACACACACCACCUGAAACCGAAGCAUCUCUGUACGAAAAACGCCAAUGCGUGGGCGCAGAGAUGCCCACACCGGAGAAACACGCAAUCGAAGCGGGAGCGAGAGCGUAUUCACAGCCGCCACGCUCGCCGUCGUCGGAUUCGUCAAUAGCACGAUCCGUAAGAUCCACGCCGAGCUCCUCACCAGAUCGACGACAACAGCAGCGUCAACCAUCUUAUGAUCUGGAGGAGAUGGGAGGCGAAGCAGUGUGGACAGAUGUUACUUCCUACGCCACAUUCGCCCCCAGCACUGACAGCAAAUAUCGCCGAACGACGCCACCGCGUUCACCGCAGCCGUCUACAUCCUACGCAGCAGCGGCCAUGCUGGCCUCGUCUCCCAAGACGCAGGCAGCACCUAAACCGAAACCGCCAACACCACCGCCAUCUAAGGCACAAGAACAGGAGGGCACCCGCAAGGCGCGGCGCCGCAUACACCAACCGUCCACCAAGCAGCCACAACAAAGCGAGAAAGGGAAAGGGGACAGGCUGUCCCGCUCCAACAGCAACGCCCCACCGCCAGGAGACCCACCCGCGAGGGAGCGAGCGCGCCAAUCGCGUCGUCCCACCGCGACACAGCAACGCGCUAUA
Messenger RNA from Iphiclides podalirius (scarce swallowtail), 3300 nucleotides. Lineage: Eukaryota; Metazoa; Arthropoda; Insecta; Lepidoptera; Papilionidae. The record is from the annotation of a GenBank genome assembly.